GCCGCGCAUGCGCAGCAGGGCGGAGAGAGCCGUCACUGUCGCCGUGGCAGUGCGAGGGGGGACGAGAGGGCACAGUUGAUUCUGAUGGCGAUGGAAGCCCUCGGGGAGGCCGGCCUGCACUUCGACGAACUCAACAAACUAAGGGUCCUGGACCCUGAGGUGGCGCAAAGUACAAUAGAACUGAAGGAGGAGUGUAAGGACUUUAUAGAAAAAAUAGGCCAGUUCCAAAAAAUUGUUGGUGGUUUAAUUGAGAUAGUCGAUCAACUUGCUAAAGAAGCUGAGAAUGAAAAGAUGAAGGCCAUAGGUGCUCGAAAUCUUCUGAAAUCAGUUGCCAAGCAAAGAGAAGCUCAACAGCAGCAGCUCCAAGCUUUAAUAGCUGAAAAGAAAAUGCAGCUUGAGAGGUACCGGAUAGAAUAUGAUGCACUGUCAAAAGUAGAAGCUGAACAAAAUGAGUUCAUUGAUCAGUUCAUUCUUCAGAAGUGAAGUGGGAAGAAGAGACACUAACAUGAAGCAUUUUAACUGUAAUGUUGCAGUGACUAUUCCAUUAUGACAUUCCUUCAAACGGUGAUUUUACACAAUGUGUAAUCUUGCAUUGCCUUUUCAUAUUUAUUGAAUAUAUAUCAAGCAGUUCUUUCUAUAAUGCAGAUUUAUACGUGGUUUAUUUCGAUUACAAAAACAAUUUUCAGUGCACAAUUGUAAUAACUACGUUUUUAGAAUGACAUUUCCAUAAGUAUCAAAACACUAUAAUUCACAUGUAAAUAUUUUGUUAGUUCAGAUUAUUAUAUAUAUUUAUGUUAUUAUUCAUAAAUAGUUCCUUCAACUUGUGAGACUGUGGUCUAUGAAUUUUUCACUUGAGUAUUCUUUUGUCAGCAUUAAUAAAACUGUUGAAGCUGCGUCUUAUCCCUCUCAGCCAUUUCAGGUGAUAUUGUGUACUACAGGGUUGCCUCUGAUAUAGUAGAUGCUGAAAACAAUCUUGCAGCAAAACUAGCCAGAAUGUUGGCUUAAUAUGCAAUCCUCAACAGGAAAUACAGAUAUUUGACAUUGGGCUGUAAAUGGUUUGACUGACCUGUCAACCUGUCUCUUAAAGGAAUUAAUGUGGUUUCAGUUAUAGCUGGCUUAGUCUGACCUACGUCCUCUCUCUCCAUCCUCAACACUACAGAUGUUUUACGACCUUAUCCAUGAAGUGGGGGAGAUUAUUUUAGAGUAACUUCAUAUAUGUGUGGAGUGUAUGCAUGUUCUGCCCAUUGUUAGAGUUCUUGUGAUAUCGAAGAAACAGAUUUGGCGCAGUGCAAAGCAAAAUUGCAUGUCUUCCCUUUUUUAUUAUUACUCAAUUAUAUCCAUUUCAAAAUUAGUUCACCUCAGUUCUGUCUCAAUGUAGAAAAUUCUAGGAAAUAUUCCACUGAGAGUCAUACAACAUGGAAAUAGACACUUCGGUCCAACUAGUUCACACCGACCACAUUCCCAAACUAAACAAGUUCCACUUGCCUGCAUUUAGCCUAUAUCCCUCUAAACCUUUCCUAUUCAUGUACUUAUCCAAAAGUCUUUUAAAUGUUGUAACUGUACCUGUAUCCACCACUUCCUCUGGCAGUUCAUUCCGACAAGAAUUAAAAAAAAAAAGUUGCCCCUCAUGUCUUUUAUAAAACUUUCUCCUCUCACCUUAAAAAUAUGCCCCCUAGUUUUGAACUACCCACCCUUGGGAAAAGACCUUUGCUAUUCACCUUUUGCUAUGCUCUUCAUGAUUUUAUAAACCUCUCUAAGAUCACCCCUCAACCUCCUAACCUGAAGUGAAAAAAAUCCUAAACUAUCCAGCCUAUUUUCAUAACUCAAACCCUCCAUUCCUAGAAAUAUCCUGGUAAAUAUGUUUUGAACCCCUUCCUAUUGCAGGAAGAGCAGAACUGCACACAGUAUAAGAGGCCUCACCAAUGUCCCAUACAACCUCAACAUGACAUCCCAACAAUUAGAAAGAAUGGGAAUAAAUCUGAUCAAUUCCCCUUGAGAAUAGCCACAAACAUGUAGGUUUGAGGAUCAUGUUAUUAGUCUGAAUGAAAAUUCAGUCACCCUUACUGAAGCAAAUUAUUAGGAUAACUCUUUCACAGCAGUCUUGAGGAAGUUCACUUGUAUGCAUUAGCGUGACAGGUAAUUUAAUACACCAAUUGCUUCUUUACCAAGGGUAAUAGAUUCACUUAGUUUUAACCCAGUGGUAAAUAAACCGUUCAAGUGACUAUUGUAAUUAGUCCGAUAAUGUAAAAUGUUGUCUCAAACUAAAUGCCUUCCUCAUCCAAAAUUUUUCAACAGAAUUUUAUUUAGCUUUGAUUAUAUACUGCAAUAGUAAUUGAGCUUGAAUGCCAAAGUAUCUAUUUUUCAGUAUUUCUCCAAUUGUAUUACACACUGCGCCUUUACAUACAGUUGAACAGCUGUAGAAUCUAUUUUAAUGGGCUUUUUGUUUGCUUAGCGUGUUCACGUUUAUUUUUAAAUUAAGCAAAGAGUACUUGAGUAUCGUACUGUUAUGGAAGAACAUUCAGCCAACAGUGUACAUCUUUCCAGGACUCAAUUAAUUUUGUAAUUUGUCCCAAUCUGCCCCCUCUGCUCAGAGACUCUGGAACUGGGAAAAAAAAUUUUCUGAAUGCUUCAAUAAAGUCCAUAUUUAAUGUGCCAA
Rhincodon typus (whale shark) is the source of this 2656-nucleotide messenger RNA. It is a transcript of the gene ift20, whose product is annotated as intraflagellar transport 20 homolog (Chlamydomonas). NCBI's taxonomy places the organism in Eukaryota, Metazoa, Chordata, Chondrichthyes, Orectolobiformes, Rhincodontidae. Gene Ontology annotation, cellular component: cilium; intraciliary transport particle B; Golgi apparatus. Bases 85 to 483 code for a protein of 132 amino acids. Gene Ontology annotation, biological process: protein localization to cilium; intraciliary transport; centrosome localization. The record is from RefSeq and is a predicted model, not a curated record. The transcript is spliced from 4 exons.